Molecule: messenger RNA, 1058 nt
Organism: Penaeus monodon (black tiger shrimp)
Lineage: Eukaryota; Metazoa; Arthropoda; Malacostraca; Decapoda; Penaeidae
Product: cleft lip and palate transmembrane protein 1-like protein
Cellular component (GO): endomembrane system; membrane
Source: RefSeq, a predicted model, not a curated record
CUGUGGAAAGUGACCAAGGCCUUCCAUAUCAAAUUUGAUAGCUGGAGGCCCAAGGUUACAAGUGCAAGAACCUCUGGCGAGAACACUACAGAGAAGCUUGACUCUGAAGGUAUAAAAUACCUUAGCUACUUGAUGUGUCCUUUGCUUGUGGGGCUGGCUGUUUAUUCACUACUGUAUACACCGCACAAAAGCUGGUAUUCAUGGGUGAUCACCUGCCUUGUGAAUGGAGUUUAUGCUUUUGGGUUCCUCUUCAUGCUUCCACAAUUGUUCAUUAACUAUAGACUGAAGAGUGUAGCCCACCUUCCUUGGCGAGCAUUCAUGUACAAGAGUGCACAUCAUAUGUGUGUAUGCUGGGGUGAAGGUCCUGAGGAAGAACAAGCCGGAAGCAUCAGUGGUGUCCUCCUCACCAACUCCGUCCCGAAGUGUGCUUGUGUGAACUUACCUCCAAGGGCCUGGUGGACAGCCAGCGCAUUGAUGACCUAUCUUAUCCAGCAGAUAGAAGAUCUUGUAACACUUGAUGGGCUUCCAGGUUAUUGGAUAUUACUACCCCAGCUGAUCUAAGAGGUCAAUACCCUUCCUGCCAUUGUUGUAGGAAAUGACAAUUUCAGGCUUUGACCUCUCUUCUCUACCCCUUGGUGGUUGGGAGGCAGGGUGACAACCUUGCUGGUGUGGGUGGUGGAAGUAUCAGCACCAGAUGCUUGUCCACAAACUGAAGGCAGAGCAUUCUUGUCAGUAUACUCCAAAAGUUGAUGUGUCCCCUGCUUGCCUGCAGGUCUGAGGGCAUGCCCUUCCUGCUGGUAUAGACUGUACCAAUACCACUGGUCUUCCGGGCCUGCAGGUAGUGGAAGAGAGCCAGGGAGGAAUACCAAUUGUCCUAGUAUAAUUCAUAUCCCUUGUUGAGGAGCUCUGCCUUCUCCAUCAAGUUAAUGACAGCUUUCAUGCUAGCAAAGAACUGCAAUUAGAUCUUGAAGGCUGCCCUAUACCCUGCCUCUGGACCAUUGGAAGAGAAUAGCUUGUAGACCUUCAGGUCCUGAUUUAACUGAUGUGAAUAAAUGUUA